ACUUCUCCCCCACCCAUACACCUGACUCCCAAGAGCAAGUGAAUCAAAUUUUCAUCUCCUGAGGGGGAGGAGGAGUCGCCUGUGUGCCAGCUCAGGGUUGCAUCAUGCCUGGGAACUUUGCUUCAAUGAGGGGGGAGAGAGAGAGAGACAGGGAGAGGGAGAGAAAGAGAGAGAGAGAGAGAGAGAGAGAGAGAGAGAGAGAGACGGUUGCAGUGUUGCCACCAAAACACACACAGUGAGCAACAUCACCUGCGGAGAGAAACACGCUCAGUACUCUGGAUAUCCCUCGUGGCUUUGGGAACACGCACCCCCCACGUUGUUGUGUGCGCUUCUAGUCUGGGAAUAAACCCUAAACCGUCCUUCUCGGUGGAUAUCAAGGGGGGAAAAGGGGGGGCGCCCAAAUCUGUCCCUGUAAGGACGGGACCUUUUGAAAAGCUCAAGCAACAACAAUGGACCCCGUCUCCUCUGGGAACUCACUCCUGGAGCCGAGCUGCACACUCUCAUGGGAUUGUAGCGUUUCAAACCCGGACCACGUUCCUCUGUUUACUUGUUAAACAGUGUUUUAGUGUCUCGUGGAGAGAAGGGGUCAUUGUUGGUCAGUUUGGAGCCCGUGAUGCCCGCGAGGAACAGGUACAACCUGGUGGACGAUUUGGCGGACUCGAGGAUUCCGCUCCACAAUGAGGAGGCGUACCAGCAUGGGAUUCAUUUCCAAGCCAAGUACGUUGGGAGCCUCGACGUGCCCAGACCAAACAGCCGGAUGGAGAUCGUGGCAGCCAUGAGGAGAAUCAGGUAUGAAUUCAAGGCCAAGAACAUCAAGAAGAAGAAGGUCAGCAUCGUGGUGUCUGUGGACGGGGUCAAGAUUAUGCUAAGGAAGAAGCAGAAAAGAAAAGAGUGGACAUGGGAUGAGAGCAAGAUGAUGAUCAUGCAAGAUCCCAUCUACAGGAUAUUUUAUGUGUCUCACGACUCCCAGGACCUAAAAAUCUUCAGCUACAUCGCAAGGGAUGGGUCCAAUAAUUCCUUCAGAUGUAACGUCUUCAAGUCAAAAAAGAAGACUCAGGCCAUGCGUAUUGUACGGACAGUAGGCCAGGCCUUUGAAGUGUGCCAUAAGCUCAGUCUGGAGCAUGCAGAGCAGGAUGCUGAUGGACAGGCGGACGGAGAGAGUGACAAGUCUACAGAGGAAUCCAGCAGUAAUGGCCGUAAACUGACAGGAGCAGAACAAGUGGAAGAAGAGGAGGAGAGCAAAAAUGAAGGAAAGCAAGGAGGAGAAGAUCCUUCAGUUGGCACAUCACUGUGUGAGAAAGCAGUCAGCGAAAUCCUGCAGAGCCUGGCCGAACUGAACGUGGUCAAACCUGGACAGACUAUUAUAGAUUUAGAUCGAAGGUCACUCUUCACUGUGACAUCUCAAGGCGUUUCUCCCAGCAGCCCUUGCUCUCCAUCUCUCACCCCGCUGGCAUCGCAGCACUACCUGCAGCUUCUUCAGCAGCAGCUGCAGCAACAACAGCAGCACACACAGGUGGCUGUUGCACAGGUGCAGCUGCUGAAGGAUCAGAUGGCAGCAGAGACAGCCGCCCGCAUGGAGGCCCAGGCCCGCGUCCACCAGCUGCUGCUGCAGAACAGGGACCUGCUGCAGCACCUGGCCCUGCUGGUGCAGCAGCUAAAAGAGCUGGAGGCCCACUCCCCGAACCCCUCACGGCCACAACGGGAGCCUCUAGCUAACGGACACAGUGAUCAGCAGUCGUCCAGCAGCCCUGUUUCCACCUCAGCAAAGUCUCUGUCCCUGAAUCUGAAGAAUCUCUACAGCCAGAACCUGGACCUGCUCAUCACCUCCACCCCUGCAUGGCCCCUCCAAAUGUCCCCCCUCUCCCCGUCCCAGGUGGACAGUGCAGAGUCCUACCUGAACCUGCUGAACCUGGAGAACAGCACCAAACCGGACGCUUCGGUUAACGGGGACCUGGAUCCCUUCAUCAGGGCCAACGUGACAGCGGAGAACAAGGAGAGCUCGGGCAGCGAGAUCGUCCCGUACACACUGAGGAACUCUGCCAACCUGGAUGAAAAGUGUAAACAGAUCAUCCCCAAACUCGACCCACCUCCGCCCUCCUUGAACCGAAAGCGAGCCAGCAGGAUGUUGUCACCGGGGUCAGAGGUCACAGCUGCGUCCACUCCCGGAGAGGUCACCGCUAACGAAGCCGCCACCAGCCGCAGCAGCAGCCUCUCUUUCCCGGACGUCACCCCCAGCUCCUUGUCGUCGGCCGACUUCCACUCCCUCUGCAACGGCGAAAGUAGCUCCUGCUCAGCCAGCGAGGACUCCGGCGUGCGCUCCGAGACCAAAUCCCUGUUCUCGCCAAUGAGAGAUGAUGACGACCUGUUCGGAGACCGCGGGACGUUCAUGACAGCAUCCAGUGGCUGCGACAGCCCGCUUGAGGACAGAUGUGAAGCAGCUUUCCCCUCCUCUGAACCCCCUACUCUGGUCUCAGAUUCGGACACCUGUGAGCACCCACAGCCCUUCUCCUCGCCCAUGAAUGAUACCUGCCUUCACAUCAGCUUCUCAGAGGAUGAGCUGCUGGAGAGCAACCAGGAAGACGCUAAUAUCCCCCAGAGGAGCUAGACGGAGACAUUCCAGUCCUUCAAUCAGAUUUUAAUGCAAUACUUAUUAUCAGACCCCUCUAUGUUUGCACUGGGAACUUGAAUUAUUCCGUCCACUUGUGACACACUGCAGACAAACAGUAGCAUAUACCAGUUACUGAAAAUAAUCCAUGGUAUGAAUUAUUAGCCAACGUACAGAUUUAGUAUUUUUGUAAUGAAUUUAAUGAUUAAUUUACUUUCUAGAGACUAGAAUGUUAAGCAGAAUAUAUGUAGCAGCUCUGGCACUGUUAAGGUCACUCGUAAUUUACGUUAGAACUCAAAGGCAAUGAGGGAACACAUUUUAUUUUUGCUAGUAGUCAACAUGACAAUGUUAUUUUAUAUGAUGCUCCUCUGUGGUGCAAAGACAAAGGGAUGCAUGAUGUUAGUGAUGUUGGGAAGAGCCUCGUCUCCUGUAAAGCACCUCACUGAAUGAUGGAUGGAAAGAAAAGAACAAGAAAGUCAGAUGAAAGGAAAAAGGGAUGAUAGAUAGUUUUUGGUUUAUACACAUCCAUUUGAGGCUGUGUAGUGUGUUUUCUAUUACCAAGGUUGAGUGGGUUUUAGUAUGUUUCAUGCUACUUCUGUUUGGGUUCAUCAGCGCUGGGAAAAGAAGUGGAAUAGACGAGUGGAAUUUAAAUUCUGUUCUAGAUUGUUUAGUUAAUGGGUUCAGUCCUUCAAAAUAAAAGGCUCUCAAAAAAAGAUUUGGGUUCUGAGAAAGAAGUCCAGGGACAAAGCAAACCAUCAAAAAGAUCCACAUUAAGAGCUAAUGGCCUUUAAAGCUGUGGGUCGCAGCUGUCUGAGUGGGGAGUCUGUUAUAAAAUAAACCUACAGACUCAAUGGGAAGAAGAGUGGGUAAUGAAAGAGGACCUCAGAGAGGCAGCAUGUCACAUGGAUAUUUUUUUUUCUCUUCAGCCUUUUACUUAGUGAAAGAUUGAAUAACUCACAAAUUUGUUCCUUUUACAGCCAUCAAGACAAAUUAGGCUGAAAUGUUUACAUAAUUAUUUUUGACCAUGAUUAAAGUAAACAUUGGGAAUAUUGUUAAGCUAAGGCUAGGUCCACACUUAUUCAGAUAUUUCAAAAAAAUAUUUUUUUGUAUCUCCUUUUUUAAAAUGUGUCCACAUGAGAGGCGUCUCUGAUUAUUUCCCUGACCACAUGACAACAAAGAAACUGUUGAAAACACCUGCAUUAGCCUGUCAAGCUAGCAGGUGGUGAGGCUGUGUAAUUAGUCCAUCACAUCAAACACCACAGAAGAACAUUGAGAGCUUGUGGAUGAAGUGUCUACUUGAGUGAGCGGUAAUUGUAAACAUCCUUGAACUGUUUACAUUGUAAUGAAUUAAAAACUAUUAUUCACCCUCCCACUACAGCAUAAGGAACCGCGUGGUUUCCUUCUAUGCAUGCAAUUAAACCUAACAGUACAGAUCAAAUGUAAACAAACCGAUAGCCUGCCAAAAUUUUCCCAAAAUUUUGUUUUUUGCCAUCCACUUGAAAAUGACAAAACAGAGUUUUGAAAAAUCUCCACCUUGGAAGGUUUUUUGAUAACCUCUGUUUAGGUGUGGAUGUAAGGACAAAAUGCAGAGACAGAACUAUGUUUUGAAAAAUAUCCACAUAUGUGUGAUAGGGCAUUAGUCAGCUGCAAGAAUGUUAAAGCUCCUGUGGGGAACUUUCAGUUGGUGGUGUUGAUUUUGGUGCUCCCCGUGGUCACAGCUGAAAUGUUUAUUAAAAGAAAUAUCAUAUUGCUUUUAUUUACUGCCAGAUGCACGACUCAAUAAGAUUCAAAAAUGUGUCUUUUUGUGCACUGUGCUUUUUUCUUUUUUUUUAGCUUCUACAUCACCCACAGCAGUGGUUUCAGGGAUUAACAUUUACUUCAUAGAAAUAGUCAGUCUUGAUGCUGAUAGUCUUGUUUGCUUUUGUAAGUCAUAAAGAAGCAUGGAUAUUAAUUUCAGUCAGUUUGUUUGUCAGCUAAAAACUCCUCACUGGAGCUUUAAUUUGCAUAAGGGGAAAAAACACCAGAAAUAUUUCCUUGCAGCUUCUGAAUCCUGAGCAUUCUCAGAUAUUGAAUACAAAAAAUAUAUUUGUGUUAUUAACUGACAUUUUAUGGUUUAAGCACUAAAUCCAUGGGGAGAAUGGUUAAGGAAACAUAUCAGAAUAGCUUGUUUCAGCAAGUGAGUUGAACGUGUAGAGGUGUUCAUUUUCCGAUGUGCAUGUGAUACGAUUGUAUCACACUGUAAGUGUUUCUUUUUUUUAUCUAAGCGCACAGGUGUAACCUUUGACAAGUAGAAGUGGCAACAAAUGGUCGUUAGUGAAAAAGCAGCAGAUGUGUUGGGAGAAGAGAGGGUGUAAAGGUGCAGGUGCAGAUGCGAGAAGCCUAUGUUCGAAGCAUUUGGCACCCAGGUACGAGGCUUUUCUCAACAUCACGAGUGGCAGGGAGCUGUGACAGCAAUAACACAUGGAUGAACAAAAUAAAUAAAAGGACUAGUUGAAGAAUU
Notolabrus celidotus (New Zealand spotty) is the source of this 5105-nucleotide messenger RNA. RefSeq names its product carboxyl-terminal PDZ ligand of neuronal nitric oxide synthase protein. NCBI's taxonomy places the organism in Eukaryota, Metazoa, Chordata, Actinopteri, Labriformes, Labridae. The coding region runs from base 614 to 2605 and encodes 663 amino acids. Gene Ontology annotation, molecular function: nitric-oxide synthase binding. The transcript has 11 exons. The record is from RefSeq and is a predicted model, not a curated record.